Messenger RNA from Heteronotia binoei (common prickly gecko), 1265 nucleotides. RefSeq names its product EF-hand calcium binding domain 11 (gene EFCAB11). Bases 454 to 1023 code for a protein of 189 amino acids. The transcript is spliced from 6 exons. NCBI's taxonomy places the organism in Eukaryota, Metazoa, Chordata, Lepidosauria, Squamata, Gekkonidae. The record is from RefSeq and is a predicted model, not a curated record. Gene Ontology annotation, molecular function: calcium ion binding.
GGGAAUUAAUUUACUGCAGGUAAAUGGAAUGUCUUUUCCUCCCUAGUCGAGACAACCGAACCCCCAAGCGAUUUUUUCAUUUAUUAAAAACCAGCACAAAAAAUACCCAAUUCCCCAUUCCCAAGCACUUCUUCACUGAACAAAGGGCAGCCAAAAAAACCGUAAAAAGCAGUCCGCCACAAAAACUGACCCCGAAACAAACCAAGGAAGAAAACCCCCUCAAAAACCCAUUUUCGCGCUUUCUCCUCUUCGGGGCAGCAGAAAUACGACAGAAUGGAAAGGGGCCGUUCCAUGAAGUCCACCUUCCGGUUCCGGGGAAACCCUGAUUGAUGCUUUAUGCCGUCAAUGAUGCCCGCUGGAAUGCGGUGCUAAAAACAUUUUCCCGCUCGCUGGGGCUUCCUCGAGCUCCUCGACCAAUGAAUGGUGGCGUUGUGGUUGCUAGGGGGAAGUUGAAUGUGGGUCACUUGGUUGCUAUGGGAAGUUUCGCGAUGCUUUCCUUGGGUGGGCAUGAUGUGCGCGGCGGCUGGGCAAGGCGAGGGAGGUCUGGGGCGCCUUCGGGAAGAGCGUCGCCGGAAGCGAUGGGUGAAGGCAUUUGAGGCUUGUGAUGAAGGCAAGAAAGGGUACUUAAACAGAGAGGACUACAAAGUUGCUGUAGUGAUGCUGUUUGGCUAUAAGCCCUCAAAGAUGGAAGUAGAUUCCGUCAUGGCCUCUGUGCAGCAAAGCCAAUCAGGUAUAUCUCUUGACAAGUUUCUCAAUGUUAUGAGCACAAAGAAGACCGCACAGUUCUACCAUAGUGAAGCAAGACAUCUCUUCACAGCCUUUGACAUGCAAUGUAAAGGAUUUUUAUCGCUGGAAGAUUUCAGAAGAGCCUUCAGAAUUGUUGCACCAAAGUUGCCAGAGAGAACCGUAGUUGAAGCAUUCAGGGAAGUUGAUCAGGAUUCUGAUGGCCAUAUUAGCUUCAAAGAGUUUGAAUCAGCAAUGAACUAUGGACAAGAUAAUUUGUCGGCACUUCCAUUUACCUGAAGUGCAUUUUCUGAGGGAAACGGCACAAUAAAACUUCCACACCUAAGAUAUUCUAACAUCUACAGAGCAUUUUGCUUCCAAAAGAGUUUUUAAUUCAUCUACGAAGCUGUUGAAAACUAUCUUUCAAAACCUAUCUGUUGUGACAACUCCAUAAAAUUACUGUUUAUGUGCAUUCAUAUUGACCUGCUCUGUAGACUUCAAUAUGUAUAUUUCUGUUUUCACAAUAAAUCAUUUUAGUGAAA